AUGGCAACGACUACCGGCGCAUUCAUUGCUGGUGGCAUCGCAGCUUGCGGUGCGGUCACUGCGACACACCCUAUGGAGACAGUGAAGAUCAGAAUGCAGUUGCAGGGAGAGUUACAGUCCAAGGAUAUCGCAAUUAAGAAAUACAAGGGUGUUUUCCAUGGCGUCAGUGUCAUCCUGAAAAAUGAAGGAUUUCGUGGUAUAUACCGGGGAAUAGGGUGCGCAUACGUAUACCAGAUUCUUCUUAAUGGUUGUCGGCUAGGUUUUUAUGAGCCGUUGAGGGCGGCUUGCACGAAGCUUGUCUUCAGAGAUGCGAAUGUACAAUCGCUCGGGGUCAACAUAUUCUCGGGGGCCGCCUCUGGGAUAUUGGGAGCUAUGGCGGGUUCCCCCUUCUUCCUGAUCAAGACUCGGUUGCAGUCUUACUCUCCCUUCCUCCCGGUCGGUACGCAACACACAUACCGUAACGCCAUGGAUGGUUUCAGGCAGAUAUAUGGGACAGAAGGAAUCAAAGGCUUAUACAGAGGAAUGGGAGCCGCAAUGGUCAGAACCGGAGCAGGAAGUUCUGUGCAAUUGCCAACAUAUUUUUUCGCCAAACGACGAUUAAUACGCCAUGCAGGCAUGGAGGAUGGACUAGCCCUGCAUCUGCUGAGUUCGACGGCCAGCGGCUUUGUGGUUUGCUGCGUCAUGCAUCCUCCCGACACGGUAAUGUCUCGACUUUACAACCAACACGGCAACCUUUACAACGGCAUUUUCGACUGUUUAUGGAAAACCAUUUCCACAGAGGGAUUCCUCAGUGUUUACAAAGGAUUCACAGCUCACUUAGCCAGGAUAUUACCACACACCAUCCUCACCCUGACAUUGGCAGAGCAGACGAACAAGCUGGUACGGGGAGUCGAGUCCCGGAUUCUACCUCAGUCAUUGAAGGACAAACUCUGAGAGGGUUUCAAGUCUAUGUUUGUACCAUUCGCAUUCUGCAGCAUUCGAACAAGCAUCCCGCUGCGAUCCGGCAGAGAAAAGCUUGUUCCGGCACUCUGAGAAGCACUAUAAGUGCAACUGAAUGAAGCUGGCUAGGAUAUAUCAACCCGAUGGAUAAAUUUCUCAUGUCCAAUAUGUGUUGGUUGACGAGAUGCACGCUCGUCUGAUCGGAUCCGCGAGACAUGAUGGGGUGAAGAUGCCAGGACUUGGUGCCGACUGUUAGAGCACAUUGUAGAACCUCACACCAGAGUCUGCCAUUGGUAGCCAAAGGCAAUCAAUGCACAAUACCAACAACACAAGACGUGUCGACUUCUCUUUGCGCAACCUGAAC
Messenger RNA from Exophiala viscosa, 1303 nucleotides. Its product is annotated as MC family mitochondrial carrier protein. The transcript has 2 exons. Gene Ontology annotation, biological process: transmembrane transport. NCBI's taxonomy places the organism in Eukaryota, Fungi, Ascomycota, Eurotiomycetes, Chaetothyriales, Herpotrichiellaceae. The record is from RefSeq and is a predicted model, not a curated record. The coding region runs from base 1 to 933 and encodes 310 amino acids.